Podarcis lilfordi (Lilford's wall lizard) is the source of this 5479-nucleotide messenger RNA. NCBI's taxonomy places the organism in Eukaryota, Metazoa, Chordata, Lepidosauria, Squamata, Lacertidae. The record is from the annotation of a GenBank genome assembly.
AUGGACCUGAGCGCUUUCCAGCGGGACAACGCCGUGAAUUGUUUGCUGGACUCCGCGGUGCCCGCCGCUUGCCGGAGCGAACCUUGCAGCCUGGGCAUCGAUGAAGCAGGCCGGGGUCCGGUGCUGGGUACGUGCCUGAGGGUGAGGAAUCCUUGGGGUACUUUUUGCUCCAGCGAGGAAUCGAGUUCUAAAAGCAGUGCUCUUUUUCUUUAAAAAAAUGUUUAGGGGUACUCUCAUUUUCUUACUCAUAUUGAAAUACUGUCCCUCAAUGAGGUCAAACUUAGAUUCACAAAAUGUUUAGGGGUAUGCGUCCCCCCAGAAAAAAGCACUGCCUGAAAGCAUCAGAAGGGGAGUCCCAAAUCACUGGCUGAUCCUUAAUAUUCGCCUGCCUUGGAGUGAUCCGUGGACUUGCCAGGUGGCCUAGACGCUAGAGGAUUCCUAUUGCUAUCUGCCAACCUACUUUAAUAACGCCAGGAGGGCUGAUUAUGAGGAUAAAUUGUGAGGAUAUAGAGCAUUUUUGUAGUAGUAGUAUUUCAUUUGUAUGCCACCUUUUCUCCAUGGAGCUCAAAGUGGCGUACGUGACCCUCUUCCCAAUUUAUCCUCACAACAACCCUGUGAGGUAGGAUAGGCUGAGAGAUGGUGACUGAGUGGGCAUUUCAACCUUGGUCUUCCAGGCCCUAGUCGGACACUACACCACAAUGACUCUCUUGUAGAAUUGACAAUUAAUCCAGUCCUGAUUUGCAAAUAACGUUGUUCCAGUUCUGUGCCAAUAAGUUUGUUCAGUCCCACGACUGCUUUUUACUUCCCCUACCCCACCCCUGCUGCCGAGCAGAACUUCCCCACCCUUAAAAUAGAAUAAUGUCCUGUGAUGGUGGCUGGAGGGGAGUCUUUUGUGGAGGAUUCCCUACUGCAGGACCAGUUUUGUCCUGGGGCUGUACCGUAAUUAUAACUAUACUUAGUGUUGCUAGUUCAGAGCAUUUCUCACAUGACAAUGUUGUUAUAAAAACACCUGCAGUAUUGUAUCCGUAGGUGGAGCUCUGAGUCUUGAAAGAGUAGCUUGCAUUGGCUUCUGCUUUCUUCCCAGGUCCCAUGGUUUAUGGAAUCUGUUACUGUCCUGUGGAUCGGCAGGGAGACCUAGAGGCACUGAAGGUGGCAGGUAAAAAGAAAAGAAAGGCGUGCCUGACUGGGACUGUGAUGUAAUGCUGGCGUGGCAGGAAAUGGGUUCUGGACUAAAAGGGACAAUGCUGUACCUCUUGGAGUGUUUCCCCUAACCGCUGUCAAAGCACUGCCCAGCUUGUAUUCAUCCUCGGUCACGUCUUUUUUGAGUUUGUGUCCUCCCCUCCCUGUUUGCUUUCCCGUCACAGAUUCCAAGACUCUGACGGAGGCCCAGCGGGAACAGCUCUUUGAGAAACUGGGUGCAGCGAAGGAUUUUGUUGGGUGGGCCCUGCACAUCCUCUCACCCAAUUACAUCUCCACCAGCAUGCAGAGACGGUAAGCAGACAAUAUUAGAUGAAGUCGCCGCAACAGGGUUGGGGAACCUGUUCCCCCCCACCCCGAGAUGUUGCUGGGCUCCAGCUCCCAUCAGUACCAGCAAGAGUGGUCAGGGGUGGUGGGAGUUGUAGUUUAGCCACACCUGGAAGGCCGCAGGUUCUCCACCCCUGUGCUAGAACCACAGCUUUGAAUGGGUGGCGGUUUUUCUCCCAAGAUCGCUUCUCUGCCUGGAAUCGUUGUGUUUUGUUUAUUCGUGUACUCGUUAGAAAGAUUAAUACCCUGCCUUUCUAAUGCAUACGUGUUUCCAAAGGUGGCUAACUAUAAUUAAAGCCACAAUAGCCAAACACAACUGCAAUGAUAAAAUCGUAACAGAGACUGACAUGGCGGAAAAAAUCACAGUUUUCAAUAAAAUCACUUCGACCUGGCAAAUGAAAAAGUGCUGCUGACACUGGAUGUGUUGUGUAGUGGCUGCAGGCUAAAGAGGACAGAGCAAGGGGAAGGGGAUUGGAAACACGAGGCCUCUCACCUUGGAGUUUAUCAGAAAAGUUGGACAGACCUCUUUCAGAGAAGGGAGGCUGUGUCUCUCCCCCUGAGCUGUUUUCGUCCUUCAUGCCAGCUCAUCCUUGAGAAUGAUGCUUACUGCUGUGAUGUUGUUUGCUGUGUUAACUGGCUGUGGCACAAACAGCCCACUGCACUCUUAACACUAUGUGAGAUUUGAGUUCCUAUUUGCUGUGUGGACAGGGCAGCUGUUCUAUUGGUAAUGUACUGGCAGAGACAUCUUUCUGUUCUGGCUGGUGGUGGCAUAAGCUGGUCCAGGGUGCAGUCUCCACAACACCUUUUCCAACCAGCCCUUUUCUGACGUUUGGGCCUCAGAGCCAAGGGUUUUUUUUAUGAGCGAAAAACAUAGCUUCCUUUCCGUUGCAGAGCUAAGUACAACCUGAACGCGCUUUCGCAUGAUACGGCCAUUGGAUUAAUCCAGAGGGCGUUGGACUCUGGAGUGCAGGUUGCAAAGGUGAGCCAGCUCAGCAUCCCAUACCUGUAGGAAGUGGCAAGAAAUCCCACCUCUUCAGUGCUUUAUGGUUCCUCCCUCCUUCAGGUCUUUGUGGAUACUGUGGGACCAGCAGAGAAGUACCAAGAAAAACUCAAGCAGCACUUCCCAGACCUGGAGGUUACAGUGAAACCAAAAGCAGACUCCCUCUUCCCUGUUGUCAGUGCAGCCAGCAUCUGUGCCAAGGUGAAUGCGAGACAUAGGAUCUCUUUGUUUCCUGGCUCACUGUGCUCUCUGGUAUCUGGAGAGAUGUACGAUUAAACUGUGAAGCUCUAACUGCUUCCACCGUGAAACAGCUAAAUAAGCUUUCAUGUGCUGGAGCAGAAUACUGGAUGCUGGGGCUAAACAAUAGGGGGUGACUAUUGCCAUCAUUCAUUAGGACAGGGGCUGGCUACUAUUCGAGACCACUAGGCUAGAUGGAUCAGGACAUAGAUGGGAAUGAUGCAGGAAGGCAAUUCCGAUGUUGGUUAUCUCUCAUUUUCCGUAGGUGGCGAGGGACCGGGUGGUAAAGAACUGGAGGUUCUUGGAGGAUCUGGAAGAUGCGGACUUGGAUUAUGGCUCUGGCUAUCCUAAUGGUAAUCCCAGUAUUUCUCCUCAGCUUGGGCACAGAACCAGCCACAUGAAUUUCCACCACAAGAUGUGGUGGCUGAGAAUGUUAGCCGCUUUGAGACUCUUUCGGGUAGUGAUAAAGCGGUUUAUCAAAUCCAAACUCUUCUUCUUCUUCUUCUUCUAGCUUAGGUGGAUUUAAAAGAAAAUGAACACAUAGAUGAGAGGGUAGUCAAAAUGAGAGGGACCUGCAACAAAAUGUCAAGGGUGCCAGCCUGCCAGGCUCUUUGGCAGGAUACUCCCAUUUGCCCUUUCUCCUCCCUGGUUUUCUGUCCCCCUCCUCCCACAACAGUCGGCAUUUUGUGUCCAUUGAUCAUUUUCAGUUCUCACGGAUCUGUUUCUGGUUCCCCUCACCCCCAGUUAGGUUUCUUCUCCCGCCGAUAUUGUUUGUACUUGGGAGUGCCCCCAAGCCGCCUUCUUCCAUUCUUUCUUGCACAUGUACGGUGCUGUUUUUCUGAAUAAGGUGUCACACCUUGAUAACGUCUUAACUAUUAGCAUAUAGGAUGGAAAUAGGCAAACUCCAGGUUGUAAGGCAAUAUGUCAGCUGCUGAGGAUAACACUGGAAGAGGGCUGUUGCCUUAAUGUGGGAAACAAAAGGGUAGGCAAGAUGGACCUUUGGCUCUUGCGUUUCUGUGGAGGCACACAAAGAGUGCAGUGCUUCAUUCAGAUGAAUAAGCCAAGUCAUUACUUUGGCAGUGACUAAGAACCACAUUUAUUAUUUGUGAAUGUUCUUCCCCACUCUCAUCUUUGAAUUACACAUUUAGUUUACUUGGCAACAAUGUGGGCUUUUCCCAGCCCUCACUAGAUGCCUUUAGCUGUCCUAGAUCCUCUAUAGUAUAGUAUAGAGUCUAUACCUCCCAUCUCCCCUCUCUUAGGGUGAGUAGGACCUUAUUGGCUUUUGUGCUUGGGUUGACCUCUAGGACAGAAUGCCAUGUCCUUGCAUUAAGUUGAAAUGAAAGGGGAGUGUCUGUGUGUGUAUAUGUGCAAAAUGAUCUCUAAGAUAUUAUGCACCAAGAAAGCAGCAGAGUGGGUGGAGACAGUACUUAGAAGGUUUGCAAACCCCUAUUGUGUCAUGUUUCCCAUCCACUGUUCUCCAGGCUACGGCUCAGUCUUAGAAGUAGGGAUAAUACUGAGCACUAAUAUGCCAGGAUACUUGGCCAUCCAUCCUCUAAUCUCUCUACCCCUUCCCCGGCCCAGAUCCCAAGACUAAAGAGUGGCUCACCCAAAAUCUGGACCCUGUCUUUGGCUACCCACAGUUUGUACGGUUCAGCUGGAGUACAGCUCAGGUCAUCUUGGAGAGCAAAGCUGUGCCCGUUUGCUGGUAAGUGGGGAAGGAAGAACUGUUGGAUGGAUCUUGGAUGGUAGAUGUACCUUCAGAAGGGAGAUUGAGGAAACUGUGGAGCAUAGGAGGAAACAGCUGCUGCUGAUAAAGGCAUGUGAGAGAUUCCUUCUGAUGGUUCUGCACAUGCGAUGCAGCAUGAUGACUUCCCUACACAAAUAUUAUAUAGGAAGAUAGUGGAUUGGCAGUUCAGGAUGCUUUUUAAAUAGUGGCACUGGGGAGGGCAAUCGUUGGAGCUGAAUGGGCCUGCUGAGUGUUUAUGGGACCCUUUCCCUUAAAUUCAUUUAUCAGCUGUGAGUAAGGAGGGUCCCCCCUUUUGUGGCUGGCUUGCUCUGCUAACUCCCCUGUGCCUUGCUCUGUGCUUAUGUGGGCCGUGCAGAGUACUGCACAGAGUUGCUGAAUUGCUGAUGCCCAAAGAUGCUUGUGACUGCCUUCCCUGAUAUCCACAGCUUUCUGGAACCCAGCUCAAUCCAGGGAGCAGCUCCUCCGCUUGAGUCUAGGGAGUUGGCUGAUUCUCCGCUGCCUCCCAUCUCAGGCUGACCUUGGCAGUUAUGCCAAAUGCCGCAGGAGGAGCUUGAGAGGCAGCCAGUUAACUUUCCCCUGGAUAGAUGGGGCAGGAAUCCGGUACUGUCUCUGUUGAGGGAAGAAGGGCUGCCUGCCAGGCCACCUGUUUUCUAUCUCGGCUCUUGGAAGGCAGCGAAGGUCAGUGGUUGUAGCAGGUAGAAGAAGUCUGAAUCCAAGAUAAGUGGGCGCAACUCUCAAGGAGAAGUAGAAGUCGAGCAUAGCUUGCCAGCGGAGGAACAAUGCUGUACCCAGAUUCCUCAUUUCCCCUUAUCUUUUGCCUUCCUCUCUACAGGGAUGACACGGAAGACGACGCAGCCCAGAAAAACGCUCAGUCCUUGCUGAGCUACUUUGCCAGGAAGGAAACUUCCAGCAAGCGCCCUCCCCACCGUUUCUUUCAUGAACGAAAGCUUAAGACCGUGACCAGCCUGUAG